Zootoca vivipara (common lizard) is the source of this 3682-nucleotide messenger RNA. RefSeq names its product solute carrier family 39 member 3 (gene SLC39A3). Lineage: Eukaryota; Metazoa; Chordata; Lepidosauria; Squamata; Lacertidae. Gene Ontology annotation, cellular component: plasma membrane. The record is from RefSeq and is a predicted model, not a curated record. Gene Ontology annotation, molecular function: zinc ion transmembrane transporter activity. Gene Ontology annotation, biological process: zinc ion transmembrane transport.
GAAAUAGGAGAGGGGGCUCCUGGGCCCAGCGCCCAGGACCCCUGGAGGGGGCGGGGCUCCUCCCCCUCGCCUCCUCCGUGAGGACUAGCCGCUUGGGUCUGCAAAUGGCUUUGCCAAACUGCAGCCAGAGAUGCGCCGUCGGGUUGUGGGGCAUGAGAGAAGGAAGAAGACGAAGAACAGCAGUGAUAAUCGUCAUAAUAGCAGGCUCAUAGGGUUGUGCAAUCGAAGGAAAACUUGCAUCCUGGUUCCCAGAAAAAGGAGUUUCUCAGAGCUGCUAACAAGAGCUCCAUGGGUUUGACGGCCGCCCCCUACUCCUGCCACCCGGAGCCCCUGGCACCCUCCUAACAGAUGCCCCCGGGCGCCACGCCACCAUGAAACUCCUGGUGGUCAAGGUGCUGUGCCUGGUGGGCGUCUUUGUGCUGAUGCUGGGGGGGUCCCUGCUGCCUGUCCACUUCAUUGCCACCGACAGUGAGAAGGCAGACCGCUCCCAGCGCAUCAUCUCCCUCUGCAACUCCUUCGGAGGCGGCGUCUUCCUGGGCACCAGCUUCAACGCCCUGCUUCCGGCUGUGCGAGAGAAGCUGGAGGAGGUGCUCAAGAUGGGCAACGUGGUGACCGACUACCCUCUGGCUGAGACCAUCAUGCUGCUGGGCUUCUUCAUGACGGUCUUUGUGGAACAGCUGGUGCUGACAGUGCGCAAGGAGGAGCCGUCCUUCAUUGACCUGAAGACCCUCAAUGCUGGCUCGGAUGCGGGCAGCGACUCCGAGUUCGAGAGCCCUUUCCUGGAGUCGGCAUCCAAUCGCCACCACUACCACCAGGGCAGCUCGACCAGCCACAGUUCCAGCCAGUGUGGCCUCAACGUCCACGAACUCUCGCGCUCGACUCCACUGCGCCUCUUUAGCCUGGUCUUUGCCCUCUCGGCCCACUCCAUCUUCGAGGGGCUGGCGCUGGGCCUGCAGGAGGAAGGGCACAAGGUCAUGAGCCUCUUCCUGGGCGUGGCCAUCCACGAAACGCUGGUGGCUGUGGCGCUGGGCAUCACCAUGGCCAAGACGGGCCUCACCGUGCGCCAGGCGGCCAAGCUGGCGGGCCCCGUCAGCCUCAUGAUCCCGCUGGGCAUCGUCAUCGGGAUGGGCAUCGAGAGCCGCCGCAACACGGCCUCCAGCGUGGCCUCGGUGCUCCUGCAGGGCAUUGCCAGCGGCACCUUCCUCUUCGUCACCUUCUUUGAGAUCCUGGCCGAGGAGCUGGAGGAGAAGAACAACCGCCUCCUCAAGGUGCUCUUCCUCGUCCUGGGCUAUGCCGUCAUGGCCACCCUCGUCUUCUUCAAGUGGUGACGCCGUGGCCUCCAGGCAGGGAAGCUCUCCCCCACUGUUGCCCCCCUGAGUCACACGCACCAAGCCACGCCAAAGGCUUUGGGGGGCCCCACACAGAUUCCACGGCGUGGCGUGGCACAGGCUCCGUGGCCUCAAGGCUGGAUGGGGAAAUGGGACGCUUCCCGCUGCCCCCUUAGACACACACACUCCGGACCAUGCCAGAAGUGCCCUGCUCAGUUCCCCUCGCUCUCAAGGAGACCCGAGUUCCUGAGGCAGCUUGGCACUCAUGCUUCUCUCCUCCCAAGAUCCUGGGCAACCCCUCUCCUGCAAGGCAUGAGCCAGUCAGGAGCAAGGUGGCAAGGGCCACAGAAGGUGGCAGAGCCUGAUCAGUUCCCGUGUUUUAUUCUGCCCUCCUGGCAAAGCUCUUGCAGCAGCCGGCUAAUCUGUGGCGCCUCUUUCAGGGUCAAGGGCGCAGAAAGGGCGUCUUUUCCCCUCUGGCUCCCCCCCCCCUUUUCCUGGAGGUGAGGAUUGUGGCGGCAAGAGGGGAGACAUAGCUGCACAGAGUUUCCCUCCAGGCCUGUGCAGUUUCCCCACAGAUUUUGCUCUUGUGGACACAAAAUCCCGCUGGGACGUUGCUUGGGUUUCUUAGAGGGCGCAGGGAGGAGAUUCCCUUGUGGGCUUUUGCCAACGGUUGGCUGGUGGUCUGGCCCAGCCAAAGCUGCCAGGAAGCCAAAAUUCGUGGUCACUCUCUCUGCAGAAGGUUCGCUUCCCCCUCUCUCCAAAAGGCUCAUUUUUUCCUUCUCUUUGGCUGUGAGCAGAUAUUCCAGGGAGCCCAAAUCCACAGUCUCUCUCUCUCUCUCUCUCUCUUUUUUUUCUCUCUCUCUCUCCUUUCCCCUUUCCCCUUUCCCUUUUUCUUUGAUGCCCACCUUCCCAAAGCUGACCCCCUCGUCCCCAAACCCACUUCGAGCCUCCUUCUGCUUUCUCCUUCUGGCUUCUUCUUCUCUCCCUCUUUGCACCUGAGUGUGCACCUGAGCCAGACACCAGACCACACCUGAGCCUCUUCUUCCUUCUUCCCAGUCGAGGGGACCUGCUGUUCCCUGGGUGCCAUGCACUUUCCUAAUCCCUCCAGCAGCCGGGCAUUUGCAGCACAGACGGAAAUCUCCUGGCCCCCCAAUUCUCUGCCUCCUUGUGUUUCUAACGCUUUCCUUGAAGGGGAAGGGGUUGUGGAGCAGGGCUGUACCCCAAAAAGGUGGAAAGCCGCUCUGCUGGGACCCACCCUUGUGGGGUGCAAGGAGGAAAGUCGCCAUUGCUGUUCCUUUAAUUUUUUUGUUCAUCUGGGGUCUGAAGCCACAGAGAGAGAGAGGAGGCCUCUCAGCUGCUGAGUCCAAAGGCUUGAAUGGGCUAACUGUGACCCCUGGAGCACAAAAGAGGGGGUGCCAUGCAGGCUCUUUCCUGUGCCACUUUCAGGGUGGAAGCACAUGCAGGAGGCAAGGGGGGGAGGCUCAGUCCUGCCUCUGCUUUCCACCGCCAGCUCUGGCACCAGAGUUUUGGCUUUGAUUCAUGUGGGGGGAGAGACUCGAACACGAGGCUCAGGAGUGUCUGCCGGCAUGUGCCAAGGCCUCACCCCUCUCCUCUACCCACCCUUUUUCUUCCAGUUUCUGCAGUGGGGAAGGGAGCUGCCCUCAGCUGCCAGCCCCCUUCCCUGCCGACCCAAAAGGAUCCUUCAGAGCUGUCUUGUCAAAACAACAUUGCGCUGGGGCUUUUUGCCACCUGGUGAAAGAGCCUGGUGUGACCCGGAAGCUUGCACUGUCCUUUGGCCCCACCAAAUGAAAGAGCGGCCAUUUCUCUGGCGGAUCUCUCUCUUUUUCUUAGGGGUCAGCACAGCUCUGAGGGUCUGGGAUUAGGGUUCCUUCGCCCCCCCCCCCAAACCAAGUCUUCAGGUACCCUGCGUUCACUUAGCUUGGCUGUGCACUUUCUGCAAAGGAUCUGCUGCCCAGGCGGGGGCAUCUGGGGCGUUUGCAAGGCCCACUUUUUGCAGGGGAUCAAAAUCCCUCCCUGGCUCCCUGGCUUUCCUUGGGUGGGGGGAGAGAGGGAGCCUUGGACUCUUUGGGGCUUCACUGCUGGGAAAAGUUACCUGCUUGUGAGCAGAACACGUUGGCUCUGGUUUUCCAUUUAAAUCCACAUCCUCCCCACCAGGACUUUUAAUUUAGCGCAGGGGCAAUUGUGCACACGUGAUAUUUUUGCAUUCUGCUCUGGGGGCAGGGUUUUUAUUUUAUUUUAAUAAUUCAGUGUAAUCUCCGCUGUGCUAAAAAAAUGAUAAUAACAGUACCAGCCUUUUAUUCAGCCGGUCUUUAAAUAAAACACCUUUCAAAUUU